Molecule: messenger RNA, 5315 nt
Organism: Drosophila pseudoobscura
Lineage: Eukaryota; Metazoa; Arthropoda; Insecta; Diptera; Drosophilidae
Exons: 8
Coding region: 678-5264 (1528 amino acids)
Biological process (GO): response to starvation
Cellular component (GO): nucleus
Molecular function (GO): DNA-binding transcription factor activity, RNA polymerase II-specific; cis-regulatory region sequence-specific DNA binding
Source: RefSeq, a predicted model, not a curated record
GUGGCGAUUAAAGUGGAUCUGCCGCUCCAGCAUUUCAGUUUCCAUCAAAGCGUCGCAAGUGGCAGUGCGUCAGUGCGUGUUCCCAGGUUAAAUUCUACACCUGUUAGGCCUGUCUACGGCGGCCUUGGCUGGCCAGCGCGCAUCGUAUUUCGCCGGCGACGUGGACGAAUCUGAACACAGUCUGUGCGGCAGUAAGACAACACUUCGGAUCCGGUCUACGGGGUGUCUUCUGGGAGAGUGGACAGGCGGCACACAGUUAAAGAUUUGAUUUUUGCUCUGCCAAACAGAGCUCCAUUUGUGUUUACAAAUAUUGACGAGUACAAACAAUAUUCAUAUGACGGAUAGUGUGAUAUCUCUUGAAAGGGGAUGCAUUGUGGCGGAGUUGGAUUUAUCCAGAUAAAAAGGAAUACGAGUGCCAUCGAGCAGCAACACCCCGCCCGCCGCCCAGUUAAUAGCUCAUAUUCGCUCCUACCGACAACGCAUUGUUUUGCGAAUUCAAUUAAAGCAAUCAAAUUUCAAACCCAACCGACUUGGAGCCCCGCCUGGCACUAGCCUCAGCGCUAACCCCGACGAGCUGGCGAAAGGAAAAAAAGAUAACCCGUAAAUAAAUACAUACAUGUGCAAUUGCCUUAAAAGGAGAGUGCAAAUUGGCUGGCAGUGGCAGUUACAGACGCGACAUGGUCGCGCCCGAACCGGAGUUACAGCAGGUGUCUGAUUCUAGAUCUCAGCCAAUGAGUAGGCUGGAUGCGGACGCGGUACAAGGCACAAACGAGGGCAGCAAUCGGCCAAAGGAAAACAAAACAUUUGAUGGACAGUCGCUGGAGAAUAUAAUCAGCGAUAAGGGAAAGCCUCAGAAAGGUUCUGAUAAACCAAAACCUGCAUAUAAGAGCCUGAAGCGUAGGCCAGUUAAAACACACAGAGACAACAGACCUCUGGUGCUUGAGGAAAGGCAUUCGCUUUCGAUAGCCGAGACAAAGAAGCGUAGGGCCAGCGUGUUCUCCGAAGAACGCCUCUUCAUCCCCAAAAAUCUGGCACGCAGCAAUCUGCAACAGCGAGGCAGCUCGUUUCCCGUUGGAACUGGACGGGCCCGAUUCGUGGCCAAAAAACUGAAGAAGGGACAGGUGGCUGGUGUACAAAGCAGCUCCAAGGAGGCUCCUCCAGAUAGCACACACCAUCAGAUGAUCAUGGCAGACGGCAAUGGAAAGGAUACGAGUAUGGAAACUAAGGAAGCUGAUGCUCUCAGAGCAAACCCCAUGGCCACGAAGGAGGAGCCCAUACAUAUGCCCAAUCUAAAUGCUGAAAGUGCUCGCAAUGUUGAUGAUGACGACGAUGCUGAUGAUGGCAUAAAGAACAAAUCAGAAGUGACGGAACCAGCAAGAGGGCCACACUCAAUGCAGGAUCAAGGCCACAGCGUGAUUAAAGUCAGCACACAGUUGAUGUCGGAGAAGGGGGUUCCGUCGGAUCAGCCAUAUCCCUGUUUGCGUUGGCACAACCCAGACAACCAAUUUCGCGAUCUAAAAAUGGGUCUCCUGGAUGACCUGAGGAGCAAACCGGAAGUGCAAGCAACGGCAAACUUCAUCGAAGUAGAAAACAAUGGAGAACGCAAUAAAGGUGCCGCAAGAGCUGAAAGCCAAGAGGAACGGGUGCAACAAACUAGCGGAAAUCUAACCGAAACCCAGCAGCUGCCCCAUCCGGAGCCACGCCAGCGAUCGGAGAUGGCGCCCUUGCACAUCCCAAACGACCCGAUAUAUCCGUCCGUCCAUCAUAUACAGCCUCCGCCCAGGGUUGAGGCCCGACCCGAGCCACAGGCUCAUUAUUAUUCUGUUCCCGUAACCGUCAACAGUUCCUUUGGAGUUACAUCAAACGCCACGUCCUCAGAAGCGGCGGGAGAACAUUCUCUACUCUCUCAGCGAUUACUGCAUCAUAGCGUCCUGCCGAACGUGGACCAAUUUCAGCCAAGCAGCGCCUGCCACAACAGUGCCAUGGAUCUGACCAAUCAGAGCUACAGGCACCAGCAUGCGGAUGGGGAAACGCAAGCACUUCCCAGUGCAAUGGAGCAUCCGUGGAGGCAGCAGAGCCUCGACACGCAUCCGGGCCACUCUUCGCAAACACAACAACAGCUACAGAAUCUCUUUGAUCAGCCGCCGCUCCAGCAUCACACAAUUCCGCACUUAUCGGCGCAGCAUCAUCAGGUUUUGUGUCAGCAGAAUAUACUCGAGUCCAUUGGUCAGCUGGAGAAACUGAAGGUCAUGCACCAGAACCUGAAGCUCCAGGAAGAAAAGCAAGCACGUUUCUUCCACACAGCCCUCACGACCAUUCUCAACGAGCGGGCGGACGAUGAGCAUAUGUUUCAGUACAAAAUGAAGCAAAGCAAAAAGGCAGAGGACAAGCUGAAUGCGGACAAGGAGAAGCAGCAGCGAAAACUGAAAGCAGAUCUCCAAUAUUUGGAUGUGCGUAUACGUAACCGACAGCGCAUUUUGUCCUGGCGACAGCAUCAGCAACAAUUGCUGUUGCAGAACCCAUUCCAUCAACAGCAGCCGCUGCAGCAGCAGCAUCAGCAUCAGCCGGAGCAGCAUCAGCCGAAGCAUCCGCAGCAGCAUCAGCCGCAGCAGCAUCAGACGGAGCAGCAGCGGGACAUUCUGUACCACUACCCGCAGAGGCCGGUGGUAGUAGAGGAGUCCCACAAGCAGUAUCAUCAGAAACAGCAACAACAACAGCAGCUGCAGCAACAUCAGAAGAAACAGCAUCAGCAAGAGCAGCUGCAGCAGCAGCAAAAGCAGCAACAGCAGCAACAGCAACAGAAGCAACAGCAACAUCAGCAACAGCAACAGAAGCAACAGCAACAUCAGCAACAGCACCAGCAGCGCGUACAUAAGCAACACCACACGGCCUUGUUUGAGCCGCCCCCCUACAUAUAUCCAUCAUCCACCUCCUACAGGCUGCCUUUGAAUGUUGCAACUACCGCUGCCGCUUCAGGAAGUGAAUUUCAGGCGAAGCUCAUGCCAUUGCCUCCUCUGCUGAGAAAGCCUCCGUUCUCCAGCUGCGGGAAUGCCAAAAAAAAGACCAAGACCCAAGAUGUCGAGCCACGACGUGAAAUCAACGAGCGUAGAGGAGUCGCAUAUCCGACUCCGUCCGUAGAAGCCCACUAUCCCCCAGCUGCUGCCGCCACAGUCUCCUCCUCCACAUACCCCCCCUAUCGUUUUCAAUACACCUACAAACCAUCUGCACCCGAAAGAAGUCAGGAGCAGAGAGCACCCGGGCACGACCGCGAGUACGGUUCGGCAGGGGGAACGGCAUCUACUUUUAUCACAAACUAUGUCUCGAGCUAUCUGAAUGAGAAUAUGCGAACAAAUAAGAGCUUUGGGAAGAUGGCACCGCAAGACGUUGGAUAUCCAGAUGCUGUUGGCCUGAUAGACCUAACCGAUGAGAAGGCUGGCAAGUGCAGUUUUGUCAUAGCGCUGAACAGCGAAGGUCAGCUCGAGAUCAGUCCGAAGGGAGCCGGGGCCAGGGCCAGGACCAAUGAGCCGGAUCAACGCCAGGACAGGAUGUGCAGUGGCAUCUGCUCUGCGGCGAACAAGACUAGAAUGGAGAAAGUUCCGGUUCCGUCAAGCAACAAGCAGCGAAUCAGUAUAGCCUUAAUCAACCACGAUACAGAGGCAUUCGACUCCCUGCAGGUGGCCUCAGACGUUGAAUGCGAAAAGAAUAGCAGCUCUGGAGAUCUAACGCGCUUCGUGAAGGUCUACAAUGGGGAAGAUCUAAGGAGCAAGCCCUCCUUUGUCGUCCUAGAGGAUGCUCUGGUGCGCAAGCGCAUUGAACAUAAAACAGAGAGUUCAGUGAUCAACGUCCAGCAGGAGACCGAGCCCAGAACAGACGACUUUCCUAAGGAUCCAUCACAAAACAGUGGGUGUAGUUUGCUCCCUCCUCAAACCCGCUUCAACACCUUGCACAAUCUGAGAAACAGCCAGGAGGGAGAGGGAGCCAGCAACAACACACAGAUGUCCGAGGCCAUUAGUCUCUCCCCAGCCACGAAUAGUCAGCCAAGUGAGCAGCAAGCGAUGGCCAAUACUGCAUCACAUGUGACCAUCAGCUUCGUUCCUGCAUCGGCUUCGCAAUCGGUGAACCCUAUGAUGUAUCCCUGUCAGCCAUAUUUGAGCAUGGCCCGUUGUCCCAGCGGCAACUACUGCCAUUUUUGCCCUUUAAAGCCCCCAGUCCGUCAAGCCACGCCGGAUCCCGGCUGUUGCACCUGCAGUAGCUGUUGUGCCAUGAGGUCCGCCAGCAACAGUUUCAACAGUUUCAGCAGUUGCAAUAGUUGUAGCAACAAUUGCUGUCCGCUCAAGCCACCACCGGGAGCAACAGCAGCAGCAACGGGUCUACAUAUGCAUCCUUCUCUGAACUAUUGCCAGCCCAAUCUGUAUGCCAUGCCAAUGGUUGCGCAGCAUGUGUUCGCACCAGUUCUACAGCCAUCGGGACAGCAGCAGCAGCAACAGCAACUGCAGCAGCAGCAGCAACAGCAACUGCAGCAGCAGCAGCAACAGCCACUGCAGCAACAGCAACUGCAGCAGCAACAGCCACAACAGCAGCAACAAUAUCCCAUUGCUGGCUGUUGGUAUCCGUAUCCGCCGUCUGCUUUAAGCCAUUGCAUGCAUCAGUGCUUCUGUCAUCCAAUGACCACGACUGGCAUGGGCUCCAACUGCUGUCGAAUGAACGCUGCCUAUCAUCAUCCGUGCCCCCAUUGUGGAUCAUUCUGCAAUAAUCCACAGAUGCAACAGAAGCCACAGCAACAGCAACAGCAGGUGGAAUCGCAAAACGUGGCAUGUGGUAACCAGCGGCAGCGACGCUAUCUAGCCAAGCGUCCAAAAGAACCAGCUUCCAGCGAUACAUGCUCGUUGUCUGUGAAUCACGAGGGAUUGAGAAGGAUGUUCGGCCCGAGCCCGCAACAGCAACCGAAGUCCAACCAGGACGAGCAGGUGAAGCCUUCGACCGGAAGGGUUCUAAAGGCUAUUCCGGACAAAGAACCUCCCCGUUCAUUGGCUGGAAAUACCUUCGGCAAGAACGAUUCAACAUCGAUUGUUGGCAAGCAAUCCAAUUCUCUUUAUAUGGCUCGCUUUGGGAGGACUUGCAUGCUGAUGAAACCCUCUGUCAGCACUCCGAUGCCGCGUCUGCUGACCAGGCGCAUCAGCCGGUACACCUCGGUGAUGGCCUGGCCAACCAAUCACAAAUCAGAGCUAUCCAAAGAGACCAGCCUUAUCCACAAAACUGACUGAUAAACGGUGUUUUUUUUCAUAAAACCAAAUAAACAUUGAAUUGAUCCGAAA